AUGCGACACUACUCGAAAAAUAGCGCCAAUCGCUCGCAAUCGAGUGUGUCAAAAACGGGGCCCAGGGCGAGUGAUGCUGCAUUUCGGCACAUGUCUCGCGAGAAGAAACGCAUUCAGCGUGUUAGACAGAAGAGACACCAUCGUCAGAAUGACAUCCCCGAGAUCGCUGAAAGCAAUGAGAUCAUCGGGGUUAAUGGGGCGACUUCGAUGAAUGACGAGAACACCGAUGAUUCUGUCUAUUUGGAGGCGCUGCUCAAUGGACAAGCCGAUGAGGAUCAACAAAUGGCAAAGUCUCCCGACCAAUUCAGCUGCAGGGUCCGUAUCACUCCCUAUGGAAGCGAUUCCGCUGACGCAGCUCUGAGUGCCGAAAGGACGAGUCUUGCACCUGUUUAUGGAGUCUAUCCUGAUGACCACGCUCUUUACAACCAAUCCAACAUGGAAUAUUACGACCCCGAGCAACGGCCAAUUGAGCGUCGUCCAUCGAUCCUUCAAAAUCCUCAUGUGUUCAUGCUGACUCGUUCAAUUGGUUUCUACUGCGGCGAGAAGGCAAAAUGGAUUGCUGAGUUCCUUGCCGCUCGACCGUCUCUUCUCAUGGUGAUUCUCGUAAUCGUCACUAUCUACUUCUUGCUUUCCCUUAUGGAGAUGUCGCUUGUGCUUUUGUUGGAUCCAGUUGUUCGUUUCUUGUGGACUCAUCUGCAUUGGUUGUUGGUGAUGUGUGGUCAAGGUUUUCGCUCGGUUUCCAAUUGGUUCUACACGGCAGAUCAUAUUUCUGAUGCUUGGUUCUGUGAUUUUGCCGACGCGUGGUGUUCUCGCUUCAACAUUUUGUGUGAUCGCCGUUGUUCACAUGUCGAUCGGGCUUUGGAACGACUUCGUCCCCAUGAU
Molecule: messenger RNA, 882 nt
Organism: Mesorhabditis belari
Lineage: Eukaryota; Metazoa; Nematoda; Chromadorea; Rhabditida; Rhabditidae
Source: the annotation of a GenBank genome assembly